Messenger RNA from Penicillium verhagenii, 1629 nucleotides. RefSeq names its product general substrate transporter. Gene Ontology annotation, cellular component: membrane. Bases 1 to 1629 code for a protein of 542 amino acids. Gene Ontology annotation, molecular function: carbohydrate:proton symporter activity. The transcript has a single exon. Gene Ontology annotation, biological process: transmembrane transport; carbohydrate transport. The record is from RefSeq and is a predicted model, not a curated record. NCBI's taxonomy places the organism in Eukaryota, Fungi, Ascomycota, Eurotiomycetes, Eurotiales, Aspergillaceae.
AUGGCAAAAGAAAUUUCUGAUACGCAAAUCGAAAAUGCGAAUCAGGGCCGGACCAGUCCAUCUGAUCUUGGGCCUGACCCAGGGACGAUUCGAGGACGAGCGAUUCAACAACAAGAACAUAAUCGGGGAUACAUAGCAACCCUUCAAAAAGAUCCCUGGCUCUUGUUCUGGAUCGGAGUCAUGCUGUGGACUCUGAUCGUGCGGGGAUUCGAGAACCAGUCCUCUGGCUCUGUGAUUAGUAUCCCUGAUUUCAAGCAACGAUUCGGUCAACUUCAAGAUGGAGAGUAUUUCAUUGAGACCAAGUGGCAGUCGGCCCUGAGCGGGGGCUCAAAUGCGGCUGCCAUUGUGGGCUCAUGGGCUGCCUCCUACUUUGCCGACAUAUAUGGGGCCAAACCUAUAAUUCUGGCAUCAGCAGCCAUCAACAUCGCAUCGGUUGGUGUCGAAUUUUCUACCACGUCAAUCGGAAUGUUCUUUGGGGGCAAGAUGAUGAACUUUGUCGCCAUUGGCGCAUUUCUCAAUAUUUGCACAGCAUAUGUUGCCGACGUUUCACCUCUCGCCAUUCGGUCCUCUGUCAUCGGGUUUUGCAAUCUAUCCCAAUGUAUCGGGCCCUUUGUCUCCGCAAUCAUGUCUUACUACACAUCUUCAUGGGACAACUCUUGGUCCUGGAAGUCUUUGAUCUGCGCUCAAUGGGCGUUCGCUGUUGUUGGGCUUAUCGGACAAAUCUUCAUGCCCGAGUCCCCUGUCUACCUCGUUAGGCGGGGAAAGCUCGAGCAAGCCCGAAAAUCCCUCAAUCGGCUUUACUCAGACCCUUGCGAUGCCGAAGGCCAUUUGCAACGGAUCAAGUUAACCCUCGAGGAAGCCGAGACGCAAAAUUCCGCCUCAUACAGCGACUGCUUUCGCGGGACCAAUCUUCGUCGCACGAUGAUUGCCAUCAUGGUCUUCUUAGCUGAACCAAUGUCAGGACUCGGAUUCGUAUCGAAUUAUGGUGCUUUAAUGUACCAGUAUCUGGGAAUAGGGGAUCGACAAUCUUUCAUGAUUCAAAUCGGUGCUCAAAUUCUUUCAAUGUCCGGGGCCACGAUUUCAUUUCUCAUUGGCGAUAUGUUUGGCCGGAGACCCAUGUACCUUGGUGGCUGCAUUGGACUGGCCCUGUUACUACUUUGCAUGGGGAUUGCAGGGUCGGUAAACACCAAUGCCGCCACUACUGCCGCAGUAGGCUUCUACACCAUGUAUAAUUUCUUUUAUAAUGCCGGUGUGGGAUCCAAUGUCUAUACUAUCGCAGGAGAGGUACCCACUUCGGCCCUCCGGACUAAGACGCUUGCCGUGGCUCUGUCAAUCUCAGCAGCAGUAAACACCAUGUGGUCCUUUGUCGCGCCCUACAUGUUCAACCCAGGAUAUGGUGGACUCAAAGCCAAAAUCGGCUUUGUUUUCGGUGCCUUCAUGCUUUUAUUCGCUGUUAUGGCAUUUUUCUUUGUUCCGGAGACUCGCCAACGCACUUAUGAGGAGCUUGAUGAACUUUUCAUGAAUCGUGUACCGACUCGAGAGUUCCGUAAAUAUGUUACCUUGGCAGAGCAACGAGCUGCAGAAGCUUACAAAGUAACGGAGAAAAUGACGGAUAUUGCUCAGGAUUGA